CCUACUGUCACUGCCUUCACACACACACUCGUUUUUUCUCUCUCUCUCUCUCUCUCUCUAUCUCUCUCUCUUACACACACACACACACACACACACAAAUAGAAACUGUGUACUUUCAUUUCGACAGAGGUUGGGGAGGAUAACAUGUCCAGCUACUCGCGGGUUAUCCAUCAUGCUACCAGUAUCCUGUGCAGCCAUAAAGGCUCCAUGGACCUGUCUCAGCUCCACAGGAGAGUCUACCAGCGAUUUGAUAUCAGUGACGAGCACUUUUGGUACAUACUGAAAAAAUGUCCGCGGUUCGCCUUGGUCCGGAACAAGCUGAGUGCAGAAAAAGGCGAGGCGGAUUAUAUCGUAGUGGCCAAAACAUCUCUGCGCCUGUGUAAAAGUUACGCCAAGCAGGACUGCUUCGGCUGCCAGGACCUGCAUCUGUGCAAAUACUUCGUGUAUGGAAACUGCCGCUAUGGUAAAGGAAGGAAGGAAUGCAAGUUCUCCCAUAACAUUCAGUCUGAGCAUAACUUUCCCCUUCUCCGCGAGUGCACUCUUCACGAGCUUCAUGAGGAAGAGCUCUUCCUCCUCCUGCUACAGAACGACCCUGCGCUACUACCUGAGGUGUGCUCCCACUACAAUAAGGGCUCGGGGCUGUUUGGGGCCUGCACCUUUAAGGAAAACUGCACUAAAGUGCACAUGUGCCAGCACUUUGUGCAGGGCGACUGCAUCUUCGGUACCAAGUGCAAGAGGCUUCACUGCGUAGACGAGUACAGCCGCAGGAUGCUGGAGGAGCGCGGCCUCGGCAAUGACAUCAUCCAGGACUUGCCCUACCUGUACCAGAACGUUUACCACCUGAGCGCCAGUGCUGCGGAUGCAGAGAGGAUUUCUGAGCCAAUAAGCAGAUCCCUAGAACUGGCAGAAGAGAAGAAUGAAAUUUGUCUCCACUUCAUCAGAAGAAACUGCAGAUUUCAGGAGCAAUGCAAACUGGUGCAUUUUAAUCUGCCGUAUAAAUGGGAGGUGAAUGAGGGGAAUGGAUGGAGGGAUCUGCGAGGAAUGGAGGAGAUUGAGCGAGUCUUCUGCGACCCCAAGAACACAUAUGGUCCUGGCUCGAGGCCAGUGGAUUUUCAGACGAUGACCAGAUCUGGACAUCCAGUGCGCCGUCUCUCCACCGUCUCGUCCAUCACCAAGCCUUCACACUAUGUCCUGACCACACAGUGGUUGUGGUACUACAAGGGAGACCAUGAUAACUGGAUCGAGUAUGGCAGGCCGGACGAUAAGCACCGCGUGACAUCUGUAAAGUCCUGCGAUCUGGAGGAAGCAUUUCUGAAAGACAGCAAAGCUGAGGUCACAGUUAUAAAGGGCAACAGACAUUACUACGUCAGUUUCCAAGAUAUGUACCAGAGAAACCCCAAACACAACACCAAGAGGAAAGUACGCCGGCGGCCACGCUUCGUUUCCAUCAGCGAGGUGGAAAGCCAAAUAGCGUAGUGAACACAUCCGCACACACACACAUAUGUGCGCGUACCCACUGAUAUGAUUCUGUACGGCACUGAGUGACAGUCCAUGGUGUGUCUUUAUACUUUGAGUACACUCUCAAUACACAGUGACUGAAUAUAUUGGUAAUGUUUAUAUAAUGACUUACAAGUAAAGAUGUUAUCAUGAGCCCUGAGGGAAGUCAUAAUGAAGUGUAACUAUCAUGUUAGAGCUGUAGCACUGAUCCAAAGUGUGCCAAAAUACUUUACUGACAAACAAUGCAGUAUGUUCGAAUUUACAAUAUGUUACAUUAAGAAACGUGCAUUUUAACACCAUCUUAUUGGUGUUCAGGUUAAACGUUUAUCAAUGCAAAAGUGAGUCACUGCCCAGUUACAGGUCUGAAUCAUUGUGUUACUGAUGAGUAUAAAUAGUUAGAUUUAUCAGUAUAUGAUAAUUAAGGGAUCCUGAGUGGUGCAACAGAAAAGCGUACGUCCUGUCCUCGGGAGAUUGUGAGUUCUCAGCCAUUCGUGUUCGGGAGCCAAGGGAACAAGUUGUGCUCUUUGGUUGGGAGGGAUGGCGUACUGCUCUUCCCUGUCAGUCACAGUGACAAAAGCCAGUAGUGGCCAUCAGUGAGCUCAUGUAUGAGGAAGAGGGCUGAUUGCACUGAGCUCUGACAGAGCAUGAGCAGCAGUUUGAACAGAUUCAGGUGGCUGGCUUCACAUGUCUUGGAGGACACAAGUUUUCUCCUUCACCCUCCUUGAUUGGUAGUUGUCUUGUGAUGGUGGGGGAAGCAUGCAUUUUUGGAAUUUUUGAGUUAUUUUGUACCUCAUUGUAUCACAGGUCACAUUGAAAUGUUAGGCAAAGUGAAAUACAAUUAUGUUGCUGAAAUAGUUUCUGCUUCGAUUUGUAACAAUGUGUUGGGCUAUUUUUACUGAACAGUAUUUCAUUUUCUAUAGUCUGUAACCAUCAACAAUAAAUUUCUCCUGCCAUUCUUGA
Molecule: messenger RNA, 2457 nt
Organism: Pangasianodon hypophthalmus (striped catfish)
Lineage: Eukaryota; Metazoa; Chordata; Actinopteri; Siluriformes; Pangasiidae
Gene: parp12b
Product: poly (ADP-ribose) polymerase family, member 12b
Exons: 8
Coding region: 145-1476 (443 amino acids)
Molecular function (GO): metal ion binding
Source: RefSeq, a predicted model, not a curated record